ACUUCAGCCACCGUGUAACCCCUCAUGCGUGCCUCUCGGGGCUAUUGUUUCAUCCUCCUAUCCCCUUCGGCAACUCGAAAGACGAUCCGUUUUUGAUCGCCCCCUACAUUGACUGUUACUUGUGCGACGGGACUGAGGGCCUUUUAGAGUAUAAAUCUGACGAACUGCGAACUGGGUGCGCUUGUGCAAGAUGAAUAUCGACGAGUUUCUUGCGAUGGAGCCGAGCAGCGACCUUGACGAGAUUGUCGACCUCCGCUCUUUGGAUUAUGUUUCCAGAUACGACGAUCAUCUCAUGUGUGCGAUAUGUCACUGUCCAUACAUACGUCCAGUAAGAUUACAAUGCGACCAUGUGUUCUGUCAGAAAUGUCUGAACACAGCGAUCACUACCUUUGCCACCGGUCGAGACGAGUUCAAAUGCCCUACCUGUCGAGCGCCAGCGAGAGGGGUCUACCUUAACGUCCCUCGAUUCUUGGUCAAUAUGUGCGACGAUAUACGGGUAAAGUGCCCUUUUGAGGCCGGAGGUUGCAAGGAGAUCGUUCCAAGAGGCCAUAUUCAGUCCCAUGUCGACAAAUACUGCGGCUACAGACUUCUGGACUGUCCAAAUGUCUUCUGCACAAAGAAGACUCGGAAGAAGGACCUGAGUGCAGAAAACAAAUGCAUGCAUGAGCUUCAUAUAUGCUCACGCUGUGAGGAGGAAAUCAUGGAGCAAGAUUACCAGGAGCACGUUCAGGAACUAUGCCCGAGCUUGAAAACUACAUGUCCUGAUUGUGAGACUACGGUAUUUCGCAAGGCUUUGAGGGAACACAUAGAUGCAUGUCCAGAGGCGAUCCAUAGCUGCGCAGCGUCCAAGUACGGGUGUCCUGUCAAAGUUAAACGAGCGGAGCUAGUAGUGCACGAGCAGAAUUGCCCAUUGAUAACUAUGGGCCCUUAUUUUGAAGCUCAGAAUGCACGACUUGAUUCUAUGGAGUUGACUAUCCGUCAUCUUCAACAGCGUAAUGAGAUCUUUGAGGAUGGACUUGCGAGUAUCCGGUCUACUCUUGUCGAGUCGUCUCGUGUUAUGUCUGCGCGGAACCCGGACGUACCGGCCGAGGCUAAUAGUCGGACGAGACCGUCGAACUCAUCUGACCCGGCGAAUGAACGAUAUGACGAUUCCAGCGCCUCGUCUAAUGCGACUACUUACCUUCUUGCUCUCCACGAGUCUCUUCGAGACGAAGUUGGACAGUUAUCACAUGCAAUCACGGAUCUAGAUGCUCGCGCUAGCAUGGCGAUCAUGAACGAAUGCCUUCGACUUAAGGAGGAUAUGGCCCAUACGAAUGCCGCUGUCAGCAGCAUUCGAAUGCAGGUGCAAUGGCUCAUGAACCCUCGCAUCCACCAGAGCCAACGGACAGGCGUUCGUACCAACAACAGCAAUAACGGCAAUGAAACACGAACCGGGCAGCUAGGUUCCUCGGCGUCAGGACCAAGCAGUGCUGCUGCGCCAUCUCCGGGAUUUCUUCGGCCCCGAAGACUCAGCGACAGCGGACGCGAAGGGACCAAACUUUGAUAGAGUGCAUACAAGGUCUGAAGAGAAGGCGCUGUGUGUUUUUCGCGACUGACUUUCUGAUACCCAGCGGCCACAUUCGAGUUGUAUUGUAGCCUAUAGAUAGCCUUGUGAUAUUUCGGUGAUAAUUGGUCUGUACUAAACCUGCUGUACCACCUGGCCUAGUGUUUCAUCUUCUUUAAUGAUAUAGAAUACUUUCUUAACAAACAUUGCGCUAUCUUAUGCAUUUAUAAUGCUUUUUGUGCAACCACGCUUUGUUGGUUUCAAAAAGGUUAACUUUCUAGUGCUGUUCAACUGAUGACAAAAAAGAACAAA
Molecule: messenger RNA, 1855 nt
Organism: Aspergillus pseudotamarii
Lineage: Eukaryota; Fungi; Ascomycota; Eurotiomycetes; Eurotiales; Aspergillaceae
Product: putative TRAF-like signal transducer
Exons: 3
Coding region: 191-1543 (450 amino acids)
Molecular function (GO): zinc ion binding
Source: RefSeq, a predicted model, not a curated record